Ruditapes philippinarum (Manila clam) is the source of this 1130-nucleotide messenger RNA. RefSeq lists its product as uncharacterized. The coding region runs from base 60 to 1130 and encodes 356 amino acids. The transcript has 8 exons. NCBI's taxonomy places the organism in Eukaryota, Metazoa, Mollusca, Bivalvia, Venerida, Veneridae. The record is from RefSeq and is a predicted model, not a curated record.
GUUUGUGAAGAACUGUAGCUAACUUCAGCUGUCAUCCUUUAUUAUUGAAAAAUACCAGAAUGGACACUGUAUAUCAGCCUUCAUUUAUCUUUUCGCAGAAUGGAACUCUGAUAACCAAUCGGUUUGUUGAGUUUCGGAAGCUGUGUGAAUUAUUUGCUAAUGAAAUUAUAAAAGGACGAGAUCCUUCAGCAAUGAUAUUAACCAAGAUCACAAAAUUCCCGCCUCUUAGAGAUGUUCCUCUGUUGAACGAGGCUUUUGAUCUACUGAAAGAUUCUGCGUUUGAAUAUCAUAUAUCUCGUGAGAAGGGAAAUUUAGAUUAUUGGCCUGAAGAUGACCCACAAAAUAACCAAAGGGAUUCAAAUAGGUCCAGCCCUUCAACUGAUAGGUUAAGAAGAACAAGACAGACAUAUAAUACGUUUUUACCAAAAGAAGAAAUGGCUGCAUGUAAGAAAUUGUUCCGGAAAUUAUCGCAAGUAUGCCAUAAACACCAGCAAGCACUUGAACCCUUACAAGAAGCUAUUUCGGAAUACAAAGAACUGGACAGGAAAUGUUUGGAUGCAUACACACAGAUGAAUAUUGCAUCUGACAACUUCAACGAAUAUGCUAACGGUGAUGUAGAUGACCAAAAUGGAUUCAAAGAGGCCAGCUAUGAAGCUCAUAAGGUAUACAUACAGCGGACGAAAGAAUACACCAUGUACAAAGAAAAGUCAAAAGUGGCCUUUGAGAAGAUGUACCCGAGGUACAAAACAGAGAAACAAAUCAGAGAGGAGCGUAUGAAUAAGUUGGACAAUGAUUUGAAAAUCAUCAUAGAGACAGAGAUGAGGGAAAUACUGACAGAGGGAAUGAAAACAUUGAUGAAAAUAGCUACAGCAUGCCGAUUCUCUCCAGAUGUCAUAGAUAGAAUUGGAAACUUUGAUUGUGCCAUCACUGCUGAAAAGCUUUACAGAGAUGUUUGCUUAAAGUAUUGCCAUCCUGCCGUUAAUGAGAAGCAUCUUGGUGAUGUACAUGGAAACAGUCUCUACAUUUAUCCAUAUUUUCAUGUCAUGGAUAAAGAUGAACGAAGAUUUCGGGAGCACGAGAGUUGUAUAUCUCUACUAGAUGGCGAAUCAAAACGUAAUUAUUUUCAUUGA